UGUCUGAUGGUCACUCACUUUGCUCAUCGUUGGCUGCUUGCGAAAGUAACUCUGAUGGUCUGAAGUUCUUUCAAUGCUACAAUAAGGCGUCUGACGAUAACAGCCCAAACUUGUUUAACAUCACCGUCACAUCGGAGCGCAUUGCUGACAAAUUGACAAUUUCAUAUCAAGCCAUCAACGACACCGAACGCKUGUGUACUACUAAUGCCCGUGUUAAGAACGUGAAUGACUUAAGUACUAGUAGAGCGUAUCUAAAUGAUUGUUUACUUGGAGAGUGGAGUCCAUCAGAAGGUGCCGAUCAGUUAAGUGAAAGUCGGAUGUUACCCAAACAGGACUCUGAGCCAAUCGCUCGCAUGUUAGCGUUUAAAACCAUAGACCGAUUGUAGACRCAUGAGUCGCAAGAGAAAGAAUGUUAUAGAGUAAAACUUAUUUAUAAUUYAUAAAUUUUUGUAAAAAACAAAAAAUAGCAAUAACACAGAAAUGAUCUUGAAGUGACUUAAUUUAAAGUAA
This is a messenger RNA of Bactrocera latifrons, 510 nucleotides long. RefSeq lists its product as uncharacterized. Lineage: Eukaryota; Metazoa; Arthropoda; Insecta; Diptera; Tephritidae. The record is from RefSeq and is a predicted model, not a curated record.